This is a messenger RNA of Acinonyx jubatus (cheetah), 3101 nucleotides long. RefSeq names its product ecdysoneless cell cycle regulator (gene ECD). Lineage: Eukaryota; Metazoa; Chordata; Mammalia; Carnivora; Felidae. The record is from RefSeq and is a predicted model, not a curated record. The transcript is spliced from 15 exons. Bases 167 to 2104 code for a protein of 645 amino acids. Gene Ontology annotation, cellular component: nucleus.
GGGGCGAGCGGGUGUUUCAGGGGUGUCGGCUAACCUCAGGCGCCAGAGAAGCGUCUGGCCUGACCUUGGGCCGGACUUGGACUGCUACUGACGCGGUAGGAGGGGCGGUCGAGGAAAGGUGCCGCAGCCGAGACGCGUGCGGCAGGCCCGAGGAUCUUUUCAAAGAAUGGAAGAAAAUAUGAAGCUUGCUACAGUGGAAGACACUGUGGAGUAUCACCUAUUCCUGAUACCAGAUGAACCAAGAGACCCAGAAAAACACAAAGAGAUUCUUCAAAAGUAUAUUGAGAGGAUAAUGACCCACUUUGCACCUAUGCUGGUCCCCUAUAUCUGGCAGAAUCAGCCUUUCAAUCUCAAAUACAAACCUGGAAAAGGAGAUGUUCCUGCUCAUAUGUUUGGCAUGACAAAGUUUGGGGAUAACAUUGAGGAUGAAUGGUUUAUUGUUUAUGUAGUAAAGCAAAUUACAAAGGAAUUUCCAGAGUUAGUAGCAAGGAUUGAAGACAAUGAUGGUGAAUUCUUGUUAAUAGAAGCUGCUGACUUUCUCCCUAAAUGGUUGGAUCCUGAUAAUAGUGCCAAUAGAGUAUUUUUCCACCAGGGAGAGCUGUGCAUUAUUCCUGCACCAAGGAAACCUGGAGCAGUAUCCUGGUUACCCUCCACACCCCCUACAAUCCCACAAGCUUUGAAUAUAAUCUCAACACACCCAGAAAAAAUUUUGGCUUCAGAUUCUAUACAAGCUGCUGUGAAUAGGCGCAUUAGAGGAUACCCAGAAAAAAUUCAAGCCUCCCUUCAUCGAGCACACUGCUUCCUUCCAGCUGGUAUUGUAGCGGUGUUAAAGCAGCGCCCCAGAUUGGUGGCUGCAGGAGUCCAAGCAUUUUACCUACGGGACCCUAUUGACCUGCGAGCCUGUCGUAUUUUCAAGACUUUCUUGCCUGAAACACGAAUAAUGGCAUCGGUCAGUUUCACUAAAUGUCUAUAUGCACAGUUGGUGCAACAAAAGUUUGUGCCAGACCGGCGGAGUGGAUACAAGAUGCCUCCUCCAUCUCAUCCCCAAUACCGAGCCCAUGAAUUGGGCAUGAAGUUGGCUCAUGGAUUUGAAAUCUUAUGCUCCAAAUGUAGCCCACAUUUUUCUGACUCCAAGAAAUCGGUCAUGACUACCUCACCACUCUGGGCUGGCUUCCUUGAAAGUCUGAAAAAGAACGAUUACUUUAAGGGUCUGAUAGAAGGUUCUGCUCAGUACCAGGCAAGGCUAGAAAUGGCAAAGAACUACUUCCAACUCUCAGUAAACCGGCCAGAAAGCUCUCUUGCUCUGAGCCCAGGUGAAGAAAUCUUAACCUUAUUACAGAACACACCAUUUGAUAUAGAAGAGCUUAAGAAGGAAGAAGCUAAUCUUCCCCCAGAAGAUGAUGACCAGUGGUUAGAUCUCUCACCAGAUCAGCUGGACCAGCUACUGCAGGAAGCUGCUGGCAAAAAAGAAGCAGAGCCCAUUUCCAAGAAGGAGGAACAAAACUAUGACUUGACUCAAGUCUCAGAGAGCAUGAAAGCUUUCAUAUCUAAAGUCUCAACCCACAAAGGAGCAGAGCUGCCUCGAGAACCUUCUGAGGCUCCAAUCACUUUUGAUGCAGAUUCUUUUCUUAAUUAUUUUGACAAGAUUUUAGGGCCAAGACCUCAUGAAUCAGAUUCUGAUGAUCUGGAUGAUGAAGACUUUGAAUGUUUAGACAGUGAUGAUGACUUGGAUCUUAAAACACAGGGGACUGGGGAAGAAGCAUCUUUAAAAGGAACUCUUAAUGAUCUCAAGUCAUACAUGGCCCAGAUGGACCAGGAAUUGGCAAAUACCAGCAUUGGCAAAAGUUUCACCACCCAGAAGCAAAUGGAACCUCUCUCCCAGACUACCAGUAAUAAUUCAGAUGAGGAAGAUUCUGGUGCAGGAGGAUCUGUUAUGACACCAGUGGACGUAGACCUGAACCUGGUUUCCAACAUACUGGAAUCCUAUAGUUCCCAAGCUGGCCUGGCAGGACCUGCGUCCAACCUUUUACAAAGCAUGGGAGUACAGCUGCCUGAUAACACCGAUCACAGACCCACAAGGCUGUGGCCACCUCAUCAUGACUGAACCAGCCAGCUGCCUCUAGUUCUCUCAAGUUCACCUGGAUCUAAAAGACAUAAAGAAAAACAGGAUGUAAGGUUAGGAGCUAUAAAAUUUAGAAUACUCUAGCCAAACGUGAGAAGAUGUUUUCGGAACUGAGCAAUACCUGGGAUCUAUAGGCUGGGAGUUUUAGAUAUUGCACAGAAGCAAGAGAGGCAUAAUUAAAAGGUGAGAGUUAAAUAUAUUUUUGUAAAUAGUGAAAAAGAAAAAAGUUCAUCUUAAAAAUCCUGGAAGCACAAAUACUGAAAUACUGAAGAGUGGUUAACAGUGAGGUGUAGUUUAUAAAUAAUGUUUGUUUUUCUUUGUGCCCCUAUUGAUUAUAUAACUUUCUAUUUAAAAACAUAAAAUUACUCCUCUUUAAAGGAUAAGGGAUAAUUAGUGAUAAUCAAAAGCGUAGUAUCUUCUUUGCAACGCAAAUUCCCCCCACAGGAAGCUGAGACAGAUGAGAUAUUACGAAUUCUAUGCAAACCGAAACACACAGGUAGGAACCUGUGCCCACAAUGCCAUCUGUCAAGGCAUGCUACCGAAAAGCAAGAUGAGGCCGGGUAAGGCAACAUCUAAAUCCCUUUCUACCAGAAGUACCUAGGAUUUUAUAUAAUUAGUCCCCAACAUCCUAACAGACUUGAACAGUAAGACCCAUCCUGAAAUCCAUCAUUCAAUUUGAUUGAUAUAUUUAUUGUGUGCCUUCUCUGUGCAAGAUGCUCUGUUAAGUCCUGAUGAUGAAAAGCAAACUGUCUCAUGACUGAGAUACAAAUAAGGAAAAAUGGUGAUUAUGUUGGUGCUCUGAAUUUUCAUGGAGAUUGUUUCCUUUAUAAGAUUGCAAAUUCUUCAAGGGACCAAAUCAUAUGUUACACAUCCUUUGUAUAAUGUAGACAAUGCUGGAUAACACACAUGCCUACUAACCAACUUGAGUGAAGCAAAGGAAAUAAACAGCAGAAGGGAAGCAUCAGAACUUACCUCUGUC